AACCAUAGAAAACUGUAUAUUGUCAUGGCAGACAUAACAGGUAAAGAACUCAUAAAGCAAGAUGUAGCAGAAGGAAACCAUGAUUCAAUGAAUGAGUCACAUGAUGAGUAUAACCAAGAAGUCCCUAUAAAGACUAUGUCUGAGACUAGUUCUUCAAAGAUAUCAGAGGACAGAGUUGACGAUGACAGCAGUACACUUUUUUACUUCAAUGAUUAUAGAGAUGGUGGAGUAAGAAGCUCUGGAUUGCAUUCUGCACUGCUGUCGCAAACAUCAAUCUCAACAACAGAUAGUGUGGUUGAUACAUGCGAUCAACAGGAGGCCAAUGCUUCAAAUCUGCAGGAAGAUGCUUCUGGUGAUCAUAGCAAAAAUUCAGAUAUAGCUGAGGUAGAGUUGUUUGCUCCUCAAUCUGAUGUCAAUAAUGCUGAUUCUAGAGUAUCUCAAGAAAAAACACAAGAAGCCGAUGUCCAUUCAAUUGAAGAAAGAAGUAAAGAAGGAAGACAAGACAUCAUUGAGAAGACAUCAUUUUAUCCUGGAUCUGAAAAUGAAGAAAAAUGCAAUGCUAGUUUGGUAAACUGUAUUGAAGAUUCAGAUGUCCAUUCACUUAAAAAAAAAGAAAAUGAAAGUGUAGACACCAUUAAGUCUUCAAUUCCAGGUCAUCUUUUAUUUGAAAAUAAUGAAAAUCCCAAUCAUGUUGCAGUGGAAACUAAUGGAGAAACGAAUAUACUAUCACAAAACAAGGAAGAGGUUGAUGAGUAUAAAUUUGAUGAAUUGAAGAUAGACAAGGUUCCGAGGAAGGCAUCAAGUAAGGUUAAUCCUCUAGAUACUGGAGUAAGAUUUACAGGUGGAAUUCAAUGCUUCGAUUGGUUUCAUGGACAACCAAACAAAGAUGAGGAUAAGGAUUUGGCAUUUGAAUUGUGUAAAAAACAUGGCCGUCCACAAUCGCUUUUUUGUAUUGUGUGCGAACUUUCCUUAUGUGACUCAUUUGCAUGUAGGUCUAUUCAUUUUGAGCAUGCUGUGGAAGAAAAAGAUGAUAUUUCUAACUCAGUAAUGGAAAAGUUGAAGACUACGCUGGACUACAUAGAUUCUGGUGAAAAUAUUGUGAAGUUCCUUGAAAGAACAGAAAUUAAACAACAGUUUUUGGUGAGAUAA
Anneissia japonica is the source of this 1149-nucleotide messenger RNA. RefSeq lists its product as uncharacterized. The transcript is spliced from 2 exons. The record is from RefSeq and is a predicted model, not a curated record. NCBI's taxonomy places the organism in Eukaryota, Metazoa, Echinodermata, Crinoidea, Comatulida, Comatulidae. Bases 25 to 1149 code for a protein of 374 amino acids.